Peronospora matthiolae is the source of this 285-nucleotide messenger RNA. Lineage: Eukaryota; Oomycota; Peronosporomycetes; Peronosporales; Peronosporaceae. The record is from the annotation of a GenBank genome assembly.
AUGCGUACGCAUCCCACGUUUUACGUUGGACGUCUUCGACCGUACUAUCAGUACGAGCCUGUCUCGAGAUGCGAAGAACACCUCCGCGGUCGAGAGCCGAGACCACCUUCGAGUGUCCCGUUUCAACAAGCCAGUCUGGUCGACUAUCGAAGCGACCUUCUCACGCAGUUGAGCGAUGUCUCGACGAGAUACAGCCAGCUCGUCACGAAGAGAACGAACCGAACGUUCGUUCUCAAGUUGCGCAAGCGCAAACACGACACAAUAGUUCGAACGAUCGUGCGCUAA